AUGAGAACGUUAUUGCUUUGCAAUGUUCAAUUUGGUUUAUUUAAUGGUACCUUGAGCCAAGAAUGGUGCCAAUGGAGUGAUUGUUCAACGAGUUGUGGUACUGGAUUUAAAAGGCGAUUACGUAUAUAAUCAAAAAAAUUAGCAGUCUGGAAUAAAAAAUGCACUUGUGGUUGUAAAAUUAUCGAACAGAUUGGUUCAUUUUUGGCUAAAACUUGCGGAAAUCAAACUGAAUGGAUUCUCAAGCCAAAAGGGAACAAUUUGAGGCUUCAAAUAAAAAGUUUUCCAAAAGAAAUUCCCAGUGUUCUUAGGAAACUCGUAUUUAAAAGUACGACAAGUGAACGUUUACAAAGGAUUCUUCUGACUGCAACACAACCAGUUAUAAUAUCGCUAAUGGCGACUGAAAAUAACCAAAACGAUAUGAAUGUAGAAAUAUUCUAUGAAUGGUUUGCGGACGCUCAAAUUGAUAAAAUUUCCAAUUUAUCAUCGCUGAAUCAGCAAAGUUGCAAUUUUCUAUGUCACUUAGAUUAUUUAACUAUUAUUAUUGUUUUUCUUAUUCCCAUAUUUAUCGGAUUACCGCCUUUUGUUUGUGCGAUGGUUAUCAAGAAAACUAUGGUAAAAAAACGGCGGAAGAAUGAACUGUUGAAUUCAAAGCCAAGGAAUGAAUGCCAUUCCUCAGAUACUUUAGAAGGCAAUAAAUAUUCCUCAUCGAACGAAACCAAUGAUGAACCUUUAAUCGGUUUGAAUGAAAUGCGAAAAAUGAUGACAGUUGAUUCGACAUCAACUAAAGCUAUUGCGAAUGAAAAAUUUCAAAAAAUUUUACCAAAUCUAACAAGCGGUCGAUCAUCCUUUUCAUUUCAAACAGAUCAUGAUCUUGAAUAUGAUUAUUAUGAACCGACGAUCGUUGGCUCAUUCUUUAAUCAAACCAGCUUUUAUUCGAUUAUGAAUUUUCAACAAACGAUAGAAAAUUUGAAAUAA
Messenger RNA from Dracunculus medinensis (Guinea worm), 975 nucleotides. The record is from the annotation of a GenBank genome assembly. Lineage: Eukaryota; Metazoa; Nematoda; Chromadorea; Rhabditida; Dracunculidae.